Molecule: messenger RNA, 3990 nt
Organism: Rhopilema esculentum
Lineage: Eukaryota; Metazoa; Cnidaria; Scyphozoa; Rhizostomeae; Rhizostomatidae
Source: RefSeq, a predicted model, not a curated record
AUGAAACCGUAUGCAUAUAGCAUCUUUGUUGGUCUAGGAAUACUUGCUUUUCUUUGGAAAUUGAUAGGGAGAAAAGCCCACGCCCCAGGAAAUAGAAAUGCUAGGAUUUUGAGAGAGUUGCAACAGGAUAGUGAUUUGUUCCGCACUCAGGUUGGAGCUUUGCGCGAAAUUGUGGCUGCUGAAAGGGAAUUUUCUGCAAGACUAGAGAAGGAAGUUGCAAGUUUGAAGGAGCCGGCUUCAACGAGAAGGAUACCGAAAGAGGAAGUGGCUGGUGUAAUUGACAGGUUGAUCGAGGUAUCCAAGCAACACGAUGAGCUCAAGGCUGAGGCAGCAACCACGAAGAACAAAUACGACCACGUGAGAAAUACACUGGAAGACAUUCUGAGUCGGGAAAAAUACCUGAGUGAAGAAGUUUCGUCUCUAAGAACUCAGAAGCGGGAGCUGCAAAAUGACUUGAUGAAGGAACAGAUAAAACAUAUUGAAUUGUACGAGGAAGUGAGAAAAUUGAAAGAAAUUUCUGAGAAGGAGGAUGUGUCUUCUGAAAAGUCAGCUGGUAGAUCUGGUGGUGAUUCUUCUUGGGGUAUAGAUUAUAUGGAUGAAGAGCUAAUCAGUGAGAAAAUGGUCUCACAGGCAGCUUAUGCCCCAGAGGCUGUAAUGGACGACGCUAUUCUAGAUACUCUUGAAGGAGCUGGGUUGCAAGCCCAGAAAAGCCGGGGUAGACGUAGAGGCAAGAAGAUGAAUAAAAGAACUGAAAAGUCUGCUGAGUCUCAGAAAGAUCCUGACUAUUUGGGAGAGAAAGAUGACAGUGAAGUCAGGAAGCCAGAAGGGCAACAAAAUGAAAUUUUGACAGAAGGAAUCGAGAACCUUAAAAACUUGAAGCAUCAAGAACCAGAAAUGAAGACUGGCUCUAUUUCACUUCCAGAAUAUCGUCCAGAAAGUCAAAUAGAAAAGAACAAAAAUACUGUUGUAGAUGAAAGCAGCGCUGAAGUUAUAAUAGAGGAGGAAGCGAGCAAGGAAGACAUUAUAACACGAAGUGACGACAAAGGUAAACUAGACCAAGUGCCUGCCAAUGAAUCACUAGAGUUACAGAAGAAACUUACCCGCCAGGAAGAGCUCCUUCAAGCCAAAGAAGUUGAGCUAAAGCAACUUAAAGAAUUACUUGAUGUGAAGAAUUUUAAUACCUUGAUAGAAAAUAGAAACAACACGCCAAACUUGGAAGGCCAAGGCUCGAAAGGAGGUAAAGAGUCCGAGCUUGUAGCUAUUGCUGAUAUGGAAGAGGUGAUUGGCUUUCUGACAACUGAGGUUUCUCGAUUGCAGGAAAUUUGUGACAGUGAUAUAAACAUGAAAAAUGUUGGAGAUAAUACCAGUAUCUCAACUUUGAAUUUUCUUAUCGAGUAUGUCGCACUGUUUCGAUACAAGAUUUCUACUGAAAAAGCAGAGAAGAUUUCGAAGAUAAACGCUUUAGAAGAGACAAUGGAUGAAAUGCAAAAACAUAGCAAGAGAUUGCACUUGGAUUUGGAGAAAGAAAAGAAAGCGCGAAACCACGCCAUCAUGGAAUACGAAAAAGAAUACGAAAGACUUGAGACUCGUUUGAGCGAAGCUUAUGACGUCAUAAGAAAAAGGUUGAUGGAAGAAAGAGAAUUGAGAGCAGAUAUUAUGAAGCAGUAUGAAAUCGAGAUUGAAGACAUGCAAAGUAAAACGACAAAGAUAUUGCAAGAUUUACACGUCCAGUUGAAGCAUGAAAGAAAAGAAAAAGAAGAGGCAGAAAAUAGGAUUGCCAUUUUGUUAGAAAAGUCGAGUAUUUUGGAAACAGAUAUCAAGGUAAUGGAAGAAAAUUUUCAAUUUCGUAACGAUGAAGCUUUACUUGCAAAAGUUGGCAUGGAGAAUCCAGAAAUUCUGUCAAAAGAUGCCGAGAAAAUAAAGAGAUUGGUCGAAGAAGAGGCAGAUAAACGGGUCAAUAUUCUGAAAGAUAAGCUAGAGCAGGCAACGCAGAGUGUUGGAGAGCUUAAAAUAAAGUUGGAAAAGAAAGAAGAUGCGAUUUCUAGAUUAGAGAAACAAGUGCUGGCCUACAGAGAAAAGAUUGGCAUCCAGGAUCAGCGAAUGAGUGACUUAGAAAACGAAGUACGGAGCAGUGGAAACGAAGACGAAGAGAUUAAGCAAGGCAGAGGACUUCGAGCUUUAAAAGAAGGUAUCAUUUACAACUUGGCGACCAAGAAUGGAAAAACAAAAUGGCAAAACCUUGCAUCUGUUGGUAUCAUGCAGGUAUCAAGAAGCUCUGCUGGUUUUGGCAGUGCUUCUGAUAUUCUCGAUAUUAAGCCCAAGCCAUGCAGUACAGAAAAUCUUGAAAAUUCUUGGUUUCAACUUGACUUUGGCCAUGACAUCACAGUUAUCCCAGAAUCCUAUUCACUUUGUCAUGGUUGGCUGUCUGGGGAUGGCUGCCUGCGAACCUGGGUAUUAGAGGGUUCCUUAGACGCAAGCCAUUGGCACAUUCUCAAAAAGCAUUUUAUGGACACCAGUUUAAAUGACAGGUACAUGGUAGCAUCUUGGCAGUUGUCAAAGAAUCAUCGUCCAUUCCGCUAUUUGAGGAUAAGAAUAACCGGACCAAAUGCUUCCAAUACGAACGAGCUUUAUAUAGGGGGACUAGAGAUCUUCGGGAAAACAGUGCAUUCUGCAAAUUAGAUAGGUACCGCACCACAAGACUGUGUUAUUGUAAUAAAACAGCUUUGUAGAUGCAAUUAUCCAGGACGUAGCGAGAAGUCAUUGUAUAUAUUCUUAACUAUUAUAUGCUCUUAAAUGCUUCUGCCGAAAGAAGCAAUAAUUUGAAAUUUGUAUGGCUCUAACAGAAGCAGAUCCUCAGGUGUGGCAAAUUUGCCACGAUACGUCACCACUAGUGGUUGCUUAUUAGGAUGAUAAACAAGGCGAAAAAAUGAUAUUCAAUUAAACCAUUGAUAACUUUAGUAUACUCAUGAUAUUUAGCAGAGCGUGCACUUAUCUACUUAUAAUGUUGUCCUAAAGAAGAAAAGAAGAACUAUAUACACCAGUUCUGCACCCUGCAACUAUCAAAACUUCACUUAUAACACGCAAUCUUUGCCAAAACACUUGGAAAUCUUCCCUAAAGAUUGCACGCAGCUUUCCCACCCCCUCGCUUCCCUCGAAGCAAUGUUGAUGAUUUUUAUGGUGAUGCAUCAUAAACAUGCUUUUUGAUGUCCAGGUUUUGCUGCAAUCAAAUAAAUAUGAAAAUUUGCUAAUCAACAUUGUUUUAAGGGCGAGGGGGAGGCGGUUGUGUAAGACGUUAGGGGGUCUAGAGAAGUAGAAAGAGCGCUGUAUUGCGUUUUUCAAGAGGUUUUGGCAUGGAUUGUAGCCAGCUGGCGGGCUCAGUAAUAUCACGUGAUAUGUCAAUCCAUGAAAAUAUUUGUCAAACAUUGCACUAUUGAACGAUUGCCCUUUCAAAAGCGAGAGGGCCAGACUCCCAACAUAUGAGGGUAACCAUCUUAUUGGUCUGCUGUUGAGGUGAAUAGAGGUAGCUAGUCUAAAAUGGAUCAAAUAGAUCCAUAUCAUGUGAUCAAUUCUUUCACAACACCUCUUUCCACUCACAAAAGAUGGUAAAUUGCAUCUGAAACGAGGACUUAUUUAUUGAUACAGACCCAAGCAUUGCUAAAAGACAGUACGCAGUCUUAAAGACCAAAACCCUGUUAAUCGCCAGGAAGAAAAUUUUAUGAUUGAAACUUACAAUACAGAGUAGACGUUUGCUGCUAUCAAACGCAGACUUUCUCUCAACUUCUCGUGUAUUUAUACAAGUUUAACUCCUUCAAAGAACAACACCAACCCCACCCAUUUCGCCGCGUCCAGCUUCAGCUUCAAGUCAGCUUAAAGUUACUUAAUCGCUCAAUGUUUUUUGAUAUGUUGUUGUUUAAUUUUUAGAGAUACGAUCAGUUUUGAAGAGAAUCGAAACCAUUAGACAGACUGAAUGACAAUGACUUAAUCUCACAA